This is a messenger RNA of Wallemia ichthyophaga EXF-994, 1470 nucleotides long. RefSeq lists its product as uncharacterized. The coding region runs from base 1 to 1470 and encodes 489 amino acids. Gene Ontology annotation, molecular function: ATP hydrolysis activity; GTPase activity; protein binding. Lineage: Eukaryota; Fungi; Basidiomycota; Wallemiomycetes; Wallemiales; Wallemiaceae. The transcript is spliced from 5 exons. Gene Ontology annotation, biological process: tRNA wobble uridine modification; tRNA methylation. The record is from RefSeq and is a predicted model, not a curated record. Gene Ontology annotation, cellular component: cytoplasm; mitochondrion.
AUGCUGGCUUCGAUGAUUUCGAUGGGUUUGAAGAGCGGCGGCCCAUCCACGCCCCUCAAGCAGUCCACCUCACAGCUCAAGACGAUAUUCGCUCUCGCUUCCGCCCCAGGCAAGGCAGGUAUAGCUGUUGUGCGAGUAUCUGGACCGGACGUGCGGCGGGUCUACGAUGCAUUAACGCCAACGCCAACGCACAAGCAACGCAGACUGCCGCAAGAGCGGGUGAUGGUGAACAGAAGCAUCGUGAAUCCAUCGACUAAGGAAGUCAUCGACAGGGCGCUGCUGGUGUAUUUUGCGGCUCCGCGCUCGUUCACCUCGCAGGAUACACUAGAACUGCAUCUGCAUGGCGGCAACGCCGUCGUGGGGGCAGCGCUCAACGCAAUCGCUUGUAUAGACGGUUGCAGACCAGCUGAGAGGGGUGAAUUUGCCAGACGAGCUUUCGAGUCGCAUAAAUUGGAUCUUACUGAGAUCGAAGGAUUGAGGGAUCUCGUUGAUGCUGAAACGGAAAUGCAGCGUAGAUUGGCAUUGCGGCAGUCGAGUGGCGCUGUUAGACAGCAAUACGACGAUAUGCGCUUGGAUAUCAUUCACGCACUCUCCAUCGUGGAAGCCGUGAUAGAUUUUGGGGAAGAUGAGCAGAUUGAGGAAGGCGUUUUAAGUCAAGCCACGCAAAACACGCGUGAUCUCGCCGCUAAAAUCGAGAAACACCUCCAUGAUAACAGAAGAGGUGAAAUUGUUCGCAGCGGGAUUCGUUUGGCGAUUUACGGCCCUCCUAACGCGGGGAAAUCAACACUACUCAAUCGCUUGGCUAGAAGAGAGGCUGCUAUAGUAUCACAUCUCCCAGGUACUACACGCGACGUUAUCCAACUUAGUCUCAAUUUGGGUGGAUAUCCUGUCUUGGUUUCCGACACAGCCGGCGUGCGCACGACGGAUGAAGAAAUUGAGCAAAUGGGUGUUAAAAGGGCUGUAGAAGAAGCCCGCCAGGCAGAUAUCACACUCGUCGUUCUUGACUUGCCUGUUUUAUUACAGGAGGGUAGACUUGAUGUGGAUUUGAAACACAUUUCCAAAGACUCAAUCGUACUUUUAAAUAAAUCAGACAGUCUCACCGCCCCAUUGAAUCAGACACAACUUGAUAAAGUGAAGAAGCUGCUAGAACCAUUUGAGAAUGUGUUUGCUGGCAGUGUCAAGCAGGAGGCGGCUUUAGAGGAGUUUUUAUUCACUUUAACAAACAAUAUCAAGCAGCAAUUCGAUAUAGGUAUGGCUGACAUGCCAAUCAUCACAGAUGCUAGACAUCGAUACCAUCUCGAGCAGUGUCUGCAAUUCCUCAAGGCUUUCAUAGGCACACCCUCGAAUGCGCCUGUAGAAGCUGCAGAGGAGCUGCGUUAUGCCGCACUUGCGUUGGGUAGGGUGACUGGGAGAGUUGACGUGGAGGACGUAUUAGACGCACUCUUUGCGGGUUUUUGCAUCGGCAAGUAA